This is a messenger RNA of Rhipicephalus sanguineus (brown dog tick), 1202 nucleotides long. RefSeq lists its product as uncharacterized. The transcript has 5 exons. The record is from RefSeq and is a predicted model, not a curated record. Bases 124 to 612 code for a protein of 162 amino acids. NCBI's taxonomy places the organism in Eukaryota, Metazoa, Arthropoda, Arachnida, Ixodida, Ixodidae.
GUUUCCUUGAGGGCCCAGAAUUCAAGCAGCUGUCGGCAGAAUUUAGAGGCCAGCCCCAGUGUCCAUUCUGUUCAACAAAAAUCACGAACAGUGUUGAGCUGUGCUGACUUCCAGCGUCGUGUUAUGACGCACUUGAGCAUCCUAAGGCACAACCAGACUGAAAUGCUGGAGAUGCUAGCGGCUGACCAACGGAGGCGUUGCGACUCAGAAUUGGAAAUGCUGCAGCAGCCUGAGCCAUCCCUGCGAAGCCCCUUAAAGAAUGUGCAGGAGGUUUUGGACUUCAAUGAGUCUCGCACUGAAGCUACCACAGAAGCUCUGGUUCGUGACCUUAUGUCCUACGGCUCAAGGACGUUAAAUUUGACCGUGAAGGGCAUGAUGGCCUACAUUAUGAGCAGUGAAGCUGCAUGCGAGUUCAGCAUGGAUGGCCGCAAAGGCAAGCUCAAGUUCAGAGAACUUAAGUUCACCAAAAUUGUGUUCUCGGCUGCUCGGCGGACACGCCACCACAAAGAAUGUACACUGGAAGAAGUUGUUAUCCAAAUAAAGGAGUGGCUGCGCAGGGCCAAGGAAAGGUGUGCACCCAGGGAAAAGAGGUCUGGAAUGCAGGACCAAUGACCCUCUUUUUUUUUCUGAAGCAAGAAUGGGCACAUUGUGCGAAACUGUACAAUUGAAAAUAAAAUCUGAUUCCGUCUAAUGUUUUGUUCAUGUAUACCACAUUGCAGGAAUGCAGCCAUGACAGUGUAGCACGGCUGUUAGGUGCAUAUACUCAAAGCUUGGAACCAGCAUUAAAAUGAUUCACUAUCACCAAUUAUUUAUAGAAGUUAAUUUGUUGUGUUUGUACUAAGACUUUUUACUUAACACUGCUAUUUUCAAUGAUACAUUUGGACUAGACGUUCAGCAGAGAAAAGUUGUAGUCUUUUUAUGAGCGAUAGAUUGAUUAUAUGCUUCCAUUUUUAUAUUACUUUUUUUGCCUAGUAUUAAAAUGCAUAUCAGCAGGAGUUCCAUAUAUAUAGAAAAUUUAAAUAGACUUCGUAGUACAGUUGAUUUCUGAACAUGUCAGUUAAUUUCAGCUGAUAACAAGAACUAAUAAAUGCACGAUAUACCACAGAAAUGCACAUUAGAAGAUGAAUAUACAAGCAUAUAUAUCUUUAAUACUCGGACAUGAAGUGCACAUCUUAAAAGGCCCCACAACCAGCUCCGAUAAU